AUGGUGGCUCGUCUUACUGAAUAUGAAGUUAUCGGGCGUCGUUUGCCUACCGAAAACGUCCCAGAACCAAAGAUGUACCGUAUGACUAUCUUUGCUCCAAACACUGUUGUUGCUAAGUCUAGAUACUGGUACUUCUUGCAGAAAUUGCACAAGGUCAAGAAGGCUUCUGGUGAAAUUGUUUCCGUCAAGAUUGUCAAGGAAAACAACGCUACCAGUGUCAAGAACUUCGGUAUCUGGAUCAGAUACGACUCUAGAUCUGGUACCCACAACAUGUACAAGGAAUACAGAGAUGUUACCAGAACUCACGCUGUUGAAAGUUUGUACUCUGACUUGGCUGCCAGACACAGAGCCAGAUUUAGAUCUAUCCACAUCUUGAAGGUUGUUGAAUUGGAAAAGACCGAAGAUGUCAAGAGACAAUACGUCAAGCAAUUCUUGUCAAAGAACCUUGCCUUCCCAUUGCCACACAGAGUCCAAAAGUCCAAGAACGUCUUCUCUUACAAGCCUGUUUCUACUUUCUACUAG
This is a messenger RNA of Saccharomycopsis crataegensis, 522 nucleotides long. It is a transcript of the gene RPL20B, whose product is annotated as 60S ribosomal protein eL20 RPL20B. The coding region runs from base 1 to 522 and encodes 173 amino acids. The transcript is spliced from 2 exons. The record is from RefSeq and is a predicted model, not a curated record. Gene Ontology annotation, cellular component: ribosome; cytosolic large ribosomal subunit. Gene Ontology annotation, biological process: translation. Lineage: Eukaryota; Fungi; Ascomycota; Saccharomycetes; Ascoideales; Saccharomycopsidaceae. Gene Ontology annotation, molecular function: structural constituent of ribosome.